CUCUCUCCCCCUUCUCCUGUCUUCCUCCUCCACUUAAUGCAAUGUGCCCUCUCUUUUCGCUAGGACCAAGCAAUGAAGGUAUCCUUAGAUUCUGGCCCAUCUCCUCAAUGGACUCUGGGGUUAGUUGAGGACAAUCAGGCUCACACUUCCUGACUGUCAAAGGUGAUAUUCAAAAACCAAUAGGACAUGCAUGCAGGACUGAUCUUCCCAUGUACAUCCAGGGAUGAGGUGAAGAGAGCCAGGAUGCUCAGGGGGCAUCAUUUACGUCCCUUUUCUUGGCCUGUGCCCCAAAGCUUGAAAGUGCAUCUGUCUUUGAAGGAGCCGGCUCCAGUGGCCUGUUGUAAUGGAAGAGGCAGGCAGUUUUCUCUCUCUGCCUUGUUCCAUCUCCUAACAGCCUGACAGAUGGCCGGUAAGACAGGGGUAGAAAAAACUCUCCAAGUGAAGACAGGAAUGCAUUGUAUAAAAAUUCACACCCCCUGCUGCCGCCCAAACUCCUUAAAAAAGGAUCGAGAGAAUCCUAAUGGGUACGUGACAUCCUCCGUCUCUCCAUAAAAGGGACUUCAAAAUCUGGUGACGAAGGGGGAGGGGCGAGGAGAAAGAAGAGGAUUUGGGUUGGGGGACAGAGCGACUACCAGAGAAAACUAGAGUAGGGAAAGCAGGACCGCAGGCUCUUCCAUUUGACUUUCCCCCACCUUCGUUCCCAAGCCACCUCUGGCUGAACCUUCGCCCCACCCUCUCUGUCUCAGAGAGGCUUGGAGCUCGAAGUGUCCUGGGUUGAGAGAAUAGGUGAAAAGGAGUGAUCAUGAUACCAUACCUAGUCCUAGAGUUGAAGGAGUUAAGGACCCUCCCUCAUCCAGACACCUAGCCCUUCGCUCCCCAAACCCCUCGCUAGGGCAGGAUCCAACAAUCGACUGAGGAGCGGGAAAGGUGGGGGCAGGGUGGGUGGGGGCGAGGUAACUGUGGCCCAAUCUUGCCCACAGCUUGUCCUCGGUAGGAGGACGCACACCCGGCUCUAAGAACCUGCCGGAGUCCAGGUCCAGCGCCUGCUUUUUCCAAGCCUCCCGAGUGGCCCUGCAGCGUCCGCGCAGCCCUUGCCCCCGCGCAAGCUGUCCGCGGCGCGGGGGAGUGGGGGCGACGGAGAGACCCCGGCAGCCCAGCGGAGGGGGCGAGUUCCCGGUCACCGCGAGCCCCAGGUCUGCGCCCAGCUGCUGCCCGCUCCACCGAACCUCUUACCCCGCCCCCACUCACCCGGCUCAGCCCCUAGGAGAGACGCGCAGGAAGCGUGUUGCUUCGCCCCGCAGAUCCGCAGAAGUUGAGAGGAGUUGGCGGCAGCCUCUGGCCGGCCGGACUUUGCGAGCAGCAGGGGAGAGACGCCGCCACCGCGGAGCCUUCCGGGCUGCCUCCCUCCUGCUGAGCCCGCAGCGAGGGUGGAGAGGGGCGGGGAGGGGGUCGGGCGCGCGAGAAGAACUUGAAACUGUGUGAAGGAAUCCGAAGCAGAAGAAAAGGGAAGAAAAUAAAACAAAGUGGAGACUGCAAGAAAGACUCAACCGUGGUUGAUUGUAUCGGCUGACGCUCCGGCAGAGGGGCUGGGUUGAGGGUUUUUUUUUUCCCUUCCUCCCAUUCUCUCUCUCUCUCUCUUUUAAAGCUACACCAGGUCUCUUUCUCUACUAUCUUUGCACCACCAAACCCUUGCUGGCUCUUAUGGGCAUGAAACACUCCUCCCGCUGCCUGCUCCUAAGGAGGAAAAUGGCGGAGAACGCUGCCGAGAACACCGAGGUGAGCAGUCCCCCCUCUCAGCCCCCUCAGCCCGUGGUCCCACCCAAGCCUGUGCAAUGUAUCCAUCAUGUGUCCACUCAACCCAGCUGUCCAGGACGGGGCAAGAUGUCCAAGCUGCUGAACCCAGAGGAAAUGACCUCAAGAGAUUAUUACUUCGACUCCUAUGCCCACUUUGGGAUCCAUGAGGAGAUGCUGAAGGAUGAGGUGCGGACACUCACUUACCGGAACUCCAUGUACCACAACAAGCACGUGUUCAAAGACAAAGUGGUGCUGGAUGUCGGGAGUGGUACCGGAAUCCUUUCCAUGUUUGCUGCCAAAGCAGGAGCCAAGAAGGUGUUUGGGAUUGAAUGUUCCAGUAUUUCUGACUACUCAGAGAAGAUCAUUAAGGCCAACCAUUUGGACAACAUCAUCACCAUAUUUAAGGGUAAAGUGGAAGAGGUGGAGCUGCCUGUGGAGAAGGUGGACAUUAUCAUCAGCGAGUGGAUGGGCUAUUGUCUCUUCUAUGAGUCAAUGCUCAACACAGUCAUCUUUGCCAGAGACAAGUGGCUGAAACCUGGAGGGCUUAUGUUUCCAGACCGGGCAGCUUUGUACGUGGUAGCAAUUGAAGACAGACAGUACAAGGACUUCAAAAUCCACUGGUGGGAGAAUGUCUACGGCUUUGACAUGACUUGCAUCCGGGAUGUUGCCAUGAAGGAGCCCCUGGUGGACAUUGUGGACCCAAAGCAAGUGGUGACCAAUGCCUGUUUAAUAAAGGAGGUGGAUAUUUACACAGUCAAGACGGAAGAGCUGUCGUUCACGUCUGCCUUCUGCCUGCAAAUCCAGCGCAAUGACUACAUCCACGCCCUGGUCACCUAUUUUAAUAUUGAAUUUACCAAGUGCCACAAGAAAAUGGGGUUUUCCACAGCUCUGGUCCUAAGCAAAGAGGAAAUCAGUAUUAAUGAGUCCUGUAUGCUGGUGGAGGAAACCCCUGAUGCCCCCUACACCCACUGGAAGCAGACUGUUUUCUACUUGGAAGAUUACCUCACUGUCCGGAGAGGGGAAGAGCUCUAUGGGACCAUCUCCAUGAAGCCAAAUGCCAAAAAUGUGCGAGAUCUCGAUUUCACAGUAGACUUGGACUUCAAGGGACAGCUGUGUGAAACAUCUGUAUCUAAUGACUACAAAAUGCGUUAGCACACGUGGGAUGCUGCAGAGAGUGAGCAAGAAACCAUUCCCACCUCGAUCUGCGGCACUGUGACAAGGAAUACUGUUUGCAGGACUACACACUGAAUAUCAGAGGUUUAAACUCUGCCUUGAAGAUUGGGGAACUCACCAGGGCUCCCAUGGGCUCUGACGCUGGACAGGUGGUCUCUGGCUCCUCAGGUCUGCUCUGUGAGCCCUUCACAAAGGCUUUGCUGUCGCUGAUCAAGAGCGACCUCGUGGCUGGGCCUGGGGACAGAACGUACCCAUGUAUCCCCAUUGUCCUCCUGUACUGUGAAUCUCCGGAUCUUCCAAGUUUUGCAUGCUGCAGGCAUCUAGGGCAGAUCGCUUCACUAGAACCUGGAGGCUAGUAUCUUUGAUAGCAUAAGCCAGAUUCUGUCUGUGCAGUGGUGUGUGGGUGCGUGUGUGCAUACCGCAUAUACAGGUGUUUAUUUACCCACAACACUGUAUAUGCACGCACUUACAACCACUGGGUUCACCCAUGUGUUCAUUCAGGGCGUGUGUGCGCACAUGUACGUAGAAUAUAUAUUACUCUCAGAGGAGAUCUUGUGGCUUUCGAAUAGGACUUUGUUUUGUGAUUAGCUCUCCCCUCCCCCAUCCCUUACCAGAUGUAAGCAGCUAUGAAACGUUCUCUGUACUAGCUCUGGUCUCCUUUUGACUAGACCAUGGCUCCGAACCUGAGCAUAGUACCACACACUCUGUGGGCGCUCAAUAAAUGCACAUGACAGUGAA
Phyllostomus discolor (pale spear-nosed bat) is the source of this 3705-nucleotide messenger RNA. It is a transcript of the gene PRMT8, whose product is annotated as protein arginine methyltransferase 8. The record is from RefSeq and is a predicted model, not a curated record. The coding region runs from base 1702 to 2946 and encodes 414 amino acids. Lineage: Eukaryota; Metazoa; Chordata; Mammalia; Chiroptera; Phyllostomidae. Gene Ontology annotation, cellular component: plasma membrane. Gene Ontology annotation, molecular function: protein-arginine N-methyltransferase activity. The transcript is spliced from 11 exons. Gene Ontology annotation, biological process: peptidyl-arginine methylation.